Messenger RNA from Cuscuta europaea, 3773 nucleotides. The record is from the annotation of a GenBank genome assembly. Lineage: Eukaryota; Viridiplantae; Streptophyta; Magnoliopsida; Solanales; Convolvulaceae.
CCAUCUUUGACUUUUCCAGUCAAAGAUGGUAAACUUUGACCAAUUAUUUAAACUAAUAUAUUUAUGCAAAAUUUAAUAAUUUUAUACUUUUAUGAUAGUAUUUUUAACAAAGAAAUUUUUCAUAUUAUUAAUACUUUCUCUAUAUAAACAUAUAAUCGGUCAAAGUUAGACUCCAUUGACUUGAAAAGUCAAGAUUGGCUAAGUAAAAUGGGACGGAGGGAGUAUUACAUUUAUUUUGAUUUUUUAACUUUGUAAAAUUUAUAUAUUGAUUGAAUUUAGAUUCUUUACAUUAUAUCAAAUUUUUAUUUUUUUCCUUUUUUCAUUUAAUUUUUCGCUUAAUUUAAAGCUAUUUCAAACUUUUCCCAUUUUUAAUUUUGAUUUUUGUAUUUCCAAAUUUUCUCUAUGUUUGUUAACAUUUUUCUGAUUUUUUUUUCAAAUUUUCUCAUAUUUUAGUAUAUUCUAAUUAUUUUCAUCUUUUUACACUUUAAUAAAUAUUUACAUCUUUUCAAUUUAAAAAGUGAGUAUAGCCGUUCUUGGUGGUCGUAGAAAUUUAACAAAUAUUGUAAAGAGAUAUUCUAAAAAAAGUGUAGAGAGAUAGCCUACAAGACACGCACUGAAUCGUUCUUUGGAGCAUAGGUUCCAGUGGGUUGGUUCCGUAUAUGGUCUAUUUUUGAAAGAAAAAAAUUAGUGGUCUAUUUUUGAAAGAAAAAAAUUAGUGGUCUAUUUUUGAAAAGAGUUUUGAAAACCGAACAGAUUGUAAUUACUUUUGCUUUUUAGUCUACUUGUGAAAAAACCCCAAUUAUUAUAAGAAUAUGAAGAUCAAAGCCCAAAUUCGAAGGUCACCGGCCCGAAUUGACAAAUCUGAUGAAGAACAUAACGUUGCGUACCAUCGGGCUUGGGGAACUGGCCUUCCUUUGUUUUAUUUUGAGGGACUGGUGUACUCUUUUCCUUCAUUAGGAUUUAUUCUCAUUGGGAUUUUUAUUAGUAGGGUUUUAAUGAGACAUCCCCUCAUCAUAAACAAAGGAAGGGAUCUUCCUUGUUGGACCAAGGAAUACCUCGGGCUGCUAAUCGGACAACCAAGACCUCGGGUUGCUACAUAGACAAGGAGGGUCUUAUCCGUACACAAGCAAUGGGAUCAUAGCGGGCAAUUACACGAUUGACCUUUUUCGGGCACACCUCGUAUCGUAAUUAUCAGCAGAUAGCUAUGCAACUAGCUAGCUAGCCCGACAACCGGGCCACUUUCAAAGCAGCUCAACUACCCCCUUUUAUCCAAGUCUACUACUUGACUAAGGGAGUGGGGGACCAGUGUUGGGAUAAUGAGCCGGGUCCGGUACUAUCGACCCGUUAUGCCCGAACUUAGGCCCAACCUGGCCCAGAACAAAGUCUGACUAACGGAAAUCGACCCCUGUUCAUUUACUUAUUUAUCGGGUCAACAGGCUCAUUAGCUUCGGUACAUUUUUAUUAAUUUUGGCCAAGCUCACGUAGAUAAGACUUUGGACUUGUGAUGGAUGCCUAUAAAUAGGCCAUCAUCCUCCCAACAUUUAUUGAAGUGCUACUGCUUUCUCUCUCAAGCUAUUUCCUACCAACAUUACUGAAUUACAAUAUAAAUAGAUUUUGAGAGUAAAACAACGAACCUUUGUCAUUUUAUAUCUUGAACAAGAAUUAGUUUUCGCCACAUAUCUAUUGUUUUAUAUAGUAAAAUUGAGUUAUAAAAUAUUUAAUAUCUAAAUCAUAUGCAACAAUACAUUGCAUUGUACUACAUAUAAAAAUAUGAUACAAAAGUUUCCUAUAUAUAGAUUAUAUAAUAUGAACGUCGUCAAAUGCAUUACAUUUUUUUUAAAUACUCCAAGAAAAAACAAUAAUAUACUUCAUACGAUCCAAAUCAUUUUGCAAAAAAGAUUUACGAGUUUUGAUUAAGCAUAAAUUUAACCUUUUUUGGUCAUUUUUUAUGUUAAUCAUAUCAAUAAAAAAUUGUAUAUCUUGAAAUCAUAUUAGAAGUUGGGGGUUUUGCAUAAAUAUUACUAAAAAAUAUAGAUUGAAUAAAAAAGAGAUAGGUAUUCUAAAUUUCCAAAAUGUGAUAAAUAAGCUUUCAAGUUGCCAAAGUACUCCCUAGGGACUUUAUCUCACCGGACCCAACAUAGUGACCACCGACCGCCCAAGAGAGAAGUGCACAUCGUCCUGGCCCUCGGCUUCUUCAGAUAUCACUUGUAUGGAGAUAAGGAGGAUGACCUCCAACUCUGGCCGAGGAUGACCACCACCUUUGAGGAGGCCGAUGGCCCGGAUUUGGGCAUUCCUGCUGAGGCCGAUGGUAAUUUUCCUUCGGCUUUCUGUCUUUACGUUUUGUCCUUUGCCUUACUAAUCUGUUUGUUUUUCCUUUGUAGACUUUGUCAUGGACCGGCGUUCCAUAAUGGCCGUUGCUAAGGCCAAGGCGGCCGAAGAGCUGGCUGCUAAGGCGGCCGAGGCGGCCCGACGUGCCGCUGCUGGUGGGAGCGGGGCUACUGCUGACGCGGCCCCAAAGCCUGCCCCGUCCAAGAAAAAGAGACCGGCCACUGACGGCCAGAAAAAGUUGACCAAGGCCGGCGUGAGCGUCUCUAAGAAGACGAAGAGGGCUCCUUCCCCUUCUCCGGCUAGUGAGGCCGGUACGCUUACUGUCCCCAGCGUGGGCGAUGGUGGUCCCGUCGUGGACCUUACUGUUGCUGAUGAUGCCGCCCCAGCGCUUCCUCUCGUUCAGGAACCACGGACGCAGAGGGCCGGCAAGGAGAUUGCCGGUGCCACCUAUCAGAAAGUGAUAGAGUACCCCGUCGGCGGGGGCGUGUUUAAUGAGCUCGUCCCCGGCCACGUCGUCCUGGCCAAGGCCAUGCCGGCCAAAGAUCGGGCUCAUUUGAAGAAGCUCGAGGACCCGAAGAUUUAUGAGGGCGGCAUGGAUCUCCUCGUCCAAAGUGCCUUCAUGCUUAUGGAAAGCCAUAAGAGGCAGUACUGGGAGAUAGCCCGCCUGCAAGCGCUGGAGCAGAAGGCUGCCUCGGCCGACGAGGCGGUAGCUUGCCUUGACCGGCUCCGGGAGGAUGCCAAGGCGCUGCAGGCCAAAGCUGAUGAAGCCGUCGCGGCCAGGGACGAUGCCCUGGUCAAACUCGAAGAGAGUAGAAGGGAGCUCGCGGAGUCCCACAGGGCGCUUGAGGCCGAGAAGCGCCGGAGCGAGGAGGCCGCCAAGGCGAAGGCUGAGACCGAGGCCGCCGUCGUGAAGGCUGCCGAUGAGGCCGUCGAGAAGUUCUUGGCCGAGGGGUGGAAGGCCGAUGAGAGGCUCCCCUGGUGCUACGAAGUGGUGGCCGCCAGGCUUGAGAAUUGGGGGAUGAACUCCCCUGCCGGCCGGGAGUAUUUCAGCCGGGAGAUGUCCGUUUAUUACAACCUGGACCAGGAGCGCAUGCAAAGGCUCCUGUGUCGGCGGCUAUCCCGGGCGUUGAAGGCUAUGAAUUACACGUCUGGAUGGGCUAGACGGAACCUGAAGCUGCCAAAGCUGAUGAAGGAUCCCGAAGAGCAGGCCAAGCUUCCGCUGUCGGAACGGGAGUCCCCCAUAGAAAGCUCCGGCCUCGGCGAGCCGGACUACACUGAAUUUGACUUUUUAGAUGAUGCCACCAGCGCCGCUGCCGGCCAAGAAGCUGAGGACGAAGAGGGAGCUGAUGAGGCCGAUGAGACAGCCGCAGACGGUGAUGCCCCCGAAGCUUGAUAGAUUAUUCAUUUGUAAUUAGCGUUUCAAUAUUUUGCCAAGUGGUGUAACG